UUUUACUAAAAAAAUCGCCUUUAAAAGUCUGUUUAGUAAGAUUUCAUAAAAAGAUGGCAUCAUCAGCCAAGAAAAUUAAAGAAGGGUUAAUUCAUAUUUCAUGGGAUGUCCCACCUACCAAUACCAACCAACAGAUAGGAUUCGCCGGAUUCGAUUUUGGCAAACCAAUGGGUCAAACUUCUAGAAAUCCUACUCAAAUACAGGUAGACGUUUCAAAACUGACAGAUGUCGUCGAUUCUUUUAUACUCACUUGCAAAAUGGAUGGAAUACAAAUAAUCCUUGAAAUAGAACCCCUUAAAACAAAAAUUGAAGGAAACCAGACAAAACAAUUUGAAUGUGAAACCAUACUAAUCCAUGCGAGCAAAGAUCACUUGCAACAAAAGAUGAUUUUGAACAAAUCGAAAUGGACAGCGACGUGGAACGUAAUACAAAGUUCCGGAUUUCAACAGGUCACCACGCAAAAUCGUUGCAAUUCCUGCGGAAGAGAAAGCCCACUUUGUUUUGAUAUUCAUAUCGAUUUAACCCCGGAUUCUUUGGUUUCUAAAAAAAAGGGAUCACAUCAUGUCCUUGAUCACUUGUUAAAUCUGUGGAAUACCAAAACUUUGUCUGAUGUCACUUUUAAAUGCAAGAAUAAUAACAUCAAAGCUCACACCCUAAUCCUCGCUUCCGGAAGUCCCGUAUUGGCAGCAAUGUUUCAGCACAAUUUUAGAGAAAACCAAGAAAAAGUGGUUGAAAUCAAAGAUAUUAACCCCGAGGUUUUCGAAGAGCUUCUUUGUUACAUUUACACUGGAAAUUUCAACAGCGGAAGAAACGUGGAUGUUGCUGAAUUGCUAGUUGCAGCAGACAAAUAUGCCGUCGAGACAUUGAUAGAAGAGUGCGCUCUUAUUUUAUCCCGGAAGUUGACGGUAGAAAAUGCAGCACAGUACCUGGUGUUGGCCCAUCUCCAUAAUUCACCUGAACUUCGCGAAGCCUCAUUAGAUUUCAUCUCAAAUAACGCAAAAGCUAUUUGUUCACGCAAGGAUUGGAUGGAAAUUAUCAAGAACUAUCCAGAACUUUGCUUCCAAGCUACGCAGCUUAUUCUUGGUCUAUAACAUCUUUCACAUUAAUAACUAACGGGAUCAACUGAACACAUCCGAAUUUUUUUUUAAAUAUUUUGGUAAAUUAGAUGGAGCAUGUAGCAGCAAAGUAGAACGUGCAACUACUAAUACUGCAACACCAAUUGCUAUUUUACUGUUUCAGUGGUGAUUACAAUGCCAUUCAAAUAUUAUUUCUUUAAUUUUUUUUAAAAUUCAUUUUGAAGCUAUGAUUUUCAUGCCAUAAUAAAAUUGUCUGCCGUAGCUAUAAAAUAGCACACCAUUUAUGUUGUUAAAAAGAUGACAAAACGCAAAAGGCUUGCGUGUUGAGGUCUUGCUGUAGAUGAUAGCGGAUGAUAGUGUAGCAAUAAU
Daphnia pulicaria is the source of this 1445-nucleotide messenger RNA. RefSeq lists its product as uncharacterized. The record is from RefSeq and is a predicted model, not a curated record. Gene Ontology annotation, biological process: proteasome-mediated ubiquitin-dependent protein catabolic process; regulation of proteolysis. Lineage: Eukaryota; Metazoa; Arthropoda; Branchiopoda; Diplostraca; Daphniidae. The transcript has 2 exons. Gene Ontology annotation, cellular component: cytoplasm; nucleus. Gene Ontology annotation, molecular function: ubiquitin protein ligase binding. Bases 54 to 1091 code for a protein of 345 amino acids.